Messenger RNA from Hevea brasiliensis (rubber tree), 1582 nucleotides. RefSeq lists its product as uncharacterized. The record is from RefSeq and is a predicted model, not a curated record. Lineage: Eukaryota; Viridiplantae; Streptophyta; Magnoliopsida; Malpighiales; Euphorbiaceae. Bases 306 to 1034 code for a protein of 242 amino acids. The transcript has a single exon.
GCAAAUAGUAGUUCUGUAACCCAUAUACCAUUUCAACUUGCAAGGGUCGUUUAUAAGAUUUCCAGGCCUUCAUGAUUUGCAAGGGCUUAUUUUAAUUGAAUAUAAUCUAAACGUUGUGAUAUUCACUUUUAAUUAUUUCUUAGAAAUAUUAUUAAAUUAUAUAUCUUUGUAUUAUUAAUUGUAAAUGCAACUAAGAUUUUGGUGUGUGACUAUAAUCCACACUUGUGCACUAAUUUUUUAUUCGUAGAAGCAGCUGUUUAGCUCUUUCUAAAAAGCAACUCCUUCCUUCCUACCACAUUCGCACUAUGCAUGCAAUGCAUAGUUGCAUACACAUGCCCCUAUAUAUACAAUCCCAUGAUCAAAUCUUCUCUUCACCACAGAAACCAGAAACAUACCCUAAGUCUCCGUUCUUCAUACCCAAUAUUAGACAGUUUCUUGAAAUGGGAGCUGCUUCUCUCUGCCCUUCCUCUCUUAGCUGUGAAAUAAGAAUAGUACAAGCCAAAAACAUAGAACUCAAGUCCCAUGGUAAUCUUUUCGUUAGAUUCUAUCUCCCUGCUGGAAACAAGAAGAAAAUCCAACUAAACAGCCAAGAAAUCUCCUCCAAAUCCAACCUCCUUUGGAACCAGUCCUUCUCAUUGGAAUGUUCAGGCACUGAUCAAGACUCCAUUAGCAACUUAAAGCAAGAGAGUGUGGUUUUUGAACUACGGUGGCGAAACACAAACCCAAUUCUUGGUAAAAUAUCAGGAGGGUCACAACUCUUGGGGCGAGCUGAGAUCCCAUGGAAAACAGCUGUGGAAUCACCAAAAAUGGAAAUAGAAAAGUGUUUUAUGAUGCUCUCAAAGAAGACCUGUAGUUUACUUGUUGAUGGUGUUAAACCUCCUUCACUGCAAAUAUCAAUGAAGGUUAGAGUCCCAAAAAUGGAGAAGAAGAAGAAGAAGAUGUUAAGGGAUGAGUGUGGGUGCUGCAGCGGAAGUGGGUGCAAAUGUGAAGAUUAUGAGAUGUUUGCACUAGUGGGUGCUUUCGAAGCACCAUAGACACUGAGGAUUGGCAAAGCCAAAGCAUAUUAUUUUACAGUAGUUUGAAAAAAAGUCAUUUUAUUAUUUUUAAUAUUUUUAUUGUAUGUUUAAUUAUAUUCAAUAAAAAAAAAUUUAAUUUUAAAUUAUUUUAUAAUAUUCUCUCAUUAAUAUAUUUAAAAAAAAAUAAAUUUCUCAAUGGGCAACAGUAGCUCCAUAGCAAACAAACUGUGCUGAUUUGAAGUGAAAGAAGGUGGGUGAGGCUGUACAAACACACCCCUGCACUGCACCUGCAGCUUUUUUGCUCAUUAGAUGUUUCCUGAUUAGCAAGAAAAUAGGAGUUGAUGGGAGUAUUGUACCUCUCCUUUCUUAGCAAUUUCUUUGUUUAAUUUUCUCAAUACAAGCAAAGAGAAAUGUUGGAGUUCUCUUUCUCUCAUUGAUCAAAUUUCCCUUUCACCCUAUACCCAUCAUCUGAAUUUUCCAUAUCAUUUGUGAUGUGAGAACUACUCUGAAUGGGUUAUCAUUUUUUCUUUUUUCUCUUAAAAAAUAAGUGAAAAUUUUCAAUCUGA